CUGACAACCUACCAGACCUGUAGGUGUACACAUAAGUACAUUUAUAGUAACCGGGUUGGAUAAAUCCAUGCCAAUGUCACAGCACUGUCUAAAAACUAAACUGUACAUCCUUGCUUGAGAAAAAUGACAAUUGCGAUUUCAUUGUGAAAGGAACUAAAGCGUAAAACGAACAUUUUGAAAAUGUCGAGAAACAAAGAUGAAAUGUUGAUUUGUCCAUUCGAUGCGAGUCAUACCAUCCGUCGAAUUCGCAUAGCCACACACUUGGAGCGCUGCGAAAGGAAUCAUCCUGGCUCUAAGAUGGUUCGCUGUCCUUUCAAUAGCACUCACUUAAUGGAGGCCGAUGAAAUGAAGAAACAUUGCGAAAACUGUCCAGACAGAUUGAUGUAUGAAGAUUUUUUAAGCCCGGACAAAAAGCCGAAAGUCGCACUUUGUCAUCAGGUCUCCGGAAAAAUCCUCUGCCCACACGACGAAGCUAAGGCUAAUGGCGAGAUACGUCAAAAUCGCUCGGCGUCUACUCCAAAUGUCGACAUUGAUCAAGAGAAUAAAGGAGAAGUCGGGUACACUGAGAAUUGGGACGACGAGCCGGAUGUUCCCACCCAUGAUGCAAUUAUACAAGGUGGUCUCGUCGGCAAAAGUCAGUCCCUUAACGUACGCUAGCAAUAAGUGC
Drosophila miranda is the source of this 667-nucleotide messenger RNA. Its product is annotated as gametocyte-specific factor 1 homolog. The transcript has 4 exons. Bases 181 to 657 code for a protein of 158 amino acids. The record is from RefSeq and is a predicted model, not a curated record. Lineage: Eukaryota; Metazoa; Arthropoda; Insecta; Diptera; Drosophilidae.